Mya arenaria is the source of this 7045-nucleotide messenger RNA. Its product is annotated as KH domain-containing RNA-binding protein qki.L-like. The record is from RefSeq and is a predicted model, not a curated record. Bases 118 to 1254 code for a protein of 378 amino acids. Gene Ontology annotation, biological process: regulation of mRNA splicing, via spliceosome. NCBI's taxonomy places the organism in Eukaryota, Metazoa, Mollusca, Bivalvia, Myida, Myidae. Gene Ontology annotation, molecular function: mRNA binding. Gene Ontology annotation, cellular component: nucleus. The transcript has 8 exons.
UGUUCAUAAUAGUUUGGAAAGAGGAUCACAGGAUUUAGUUUUAGUUGGUUUGUAGUUUGGAAUCUAACCUUUUUAACUCAGGUAGUGUUGCCACAGAGCUCUACGCUUCUUAACAAAAUGGGGACAGACACUAACAAAGAUGAACGUAACAAUCCGGAGUAUUUAGCACAGUUACUAAAAGACAAGAAACAAAUACAAGCAUUUCCUAAUGUUUUUGUACAUUUGGAAAAACUUUUAGAUGAAGAAAUCAACAGAGUGAGAUUAUGCCUGUUCCACAACAAAUCAACGGCCCGAGAGCCGCUCAAUCUCCCAGACACUCAGGGCCCGGUGGUUACCCUCCAAGAGAAACUCUUCGUACCAGUCAAAGAACACCCAGAUUUCAACUUUGUUGGUCGUAUAUUGGGUCCACGUGGUAUGACAGCGAAGGAACUAGAACAGUACACAGGCUGCAAGGUCAUGGUCCGCGGCAAGGGCUCCAUGCGAGAUAAGGCCAAGGAGGAACAAAACAGAGGGAAACCAAACUGGGAACACUUGAACGAGGAACUACACGUCCUUAUCACGGUGGAAGACACGCGAAACAGGGCUGAACUUAAGAUAAUCAAAGCUGUAGAAGAGGUUAAAAAACUAUUGGUGCCUUCGCCUGAUGGGGAGGAUGACUUAAAGAAACGUCAGCUUAUGGAAUUAGCUAUAAUUAAUGGAACAUAUCGUGAUACAUCGAAACCAACAUCGACUCAAACAACGACAGCGUCGGCGACUCAAGCGGCACGUUUUAUCACGUCACCAAUGGCAGGAAUGACGGCAAUGCAGCAGCUCCGAUCUCCCACUCCCGCUGGUGCCCCCCUUAUCCUGGCUCCCAGAAUGCCCAUUGGCAUCCAGACAACGCAGGCAGCUUCAAAUGCUGCUCUGUCCAAUAUGUUAAUGAAUGGAGGCCCACCUCCGCUAGUGUCGCCAUCUGAGGCAGGAAACCAGGGACUCAUGUACAAUCCUUACGAAUAUCCCUUUAAUUUUACACCCGGAACAGCCAUCAUGGAGUACCCUACACUAGACCAGAGCGCUGCUGGUGCAGUCCCCAAAAUGCGGCGAACAUUAGCAGGCGUGCGGGAACACCCUUACGGGCUGCCAACUAACUUCUCAUGGGCGCAGUCUUCGGUCCAAUCAGCGCUACCAUCAUAUAGCAAGGCCAUUCAAAUGAUGUGUCCAAGUGUUGUUGAUAUGAACGGUCCCCUCUCGUUUAUUAAGAAGGACCAGGGUUAAGAUAUCCAAGGUUACCAUGGAAACACAGAAAAACCAGGUCCUGCUUCUUCCUGAUAGGGUUUACGCCAUUCUACAUAGAAAGUGGACGCCAUUUAUGUACAAAUUGAUUUUCUAAAGGCUCCAUGUGUUUUAAGUCCCAAAGUUUGGACAUAAUGUAAAGACUUACUUGAAGAUUUCAGUGGUACCUGCUCAUUGGUUGUCUUCCGCAGUGAAACUGUUUUGUUUUUAUAAAAAAUCACUGUUAGUUAAUGGAUGUGAUUAUUCAACACAUUUUUUAACAUUAACAGCUGCCUUGGCUGAAAUUGGUUUUACCUUUUCACCGCUUACAUGGGCAGAUGUGCACAAUAUUAAAGAAAUAAUACUGAUAAAUUGUAUGUACUCUUUGUUAGAAAAAAACUUUAACCACUAAACUUUGAAACAAAAACUGCUACUGUGUUUAGAGGCACCCACAAUAUUAUAGUUUUGAGACUAACAUGGCUGUUCUUUGUAGAAUCUGUUACCCAGUUAUUUGUGUACUCCAAAUUGUUAACUAAGUGCCAAUAAUUACAUUUACAUGUCAAUGUGCCUUGGGAUUCAUCACUAAUGUACAUACUAACUUCGUUUGUUUGGGUUACUUUUGGACACGCUGUUGUACUGAUAGUAUUUUGAAGAUAAUCAAUUCUACGAAAUGACUGACAAAAUAUGGUUGUGUUGCAAAGGGUAGAAAUUGAGAUUUUUGACACAAAUAAAAAGUAUUUGACAGCAUUUAUGAUAGAGAAAUGGUAAUAAAUGAAUUUUGGAGUCAAUUUUGUCAGUCAUUUUGGUUGUUAUAUGAGAUUCAUUGCUUUGUAAAGCAAACCACUUUCAUUGCUUUCACAUUUGCAAAUAUUACAUUUAAAAAUACUCAUGCUAUAGUUUUUGUAUUGUCUGAACCACAGAGGUGUACAUAUAUAUAUUUUGUUUAAUGCGAGUGUAGGAAUGUGUGUGUAUUAUUGCAUUUAUAUCAUUGACAAUAUAUGCAAUAUCAACAAUGUUGCCUCACUUUCUUCAGUUAUAUUGAUGUUAAUAGAUGUUUAUAUUAUAUACUUUCGCUCGUUUUAUUACAUUUUUGUAGGUAUAAUAAUUGUUGAUAUACAUUUUUGAUAUUGAUACAUUUUUUCAUCAUGUUAACUUUGUAUACAGUAUAUUUUCUUCUGAAUUAUUCAUUUUAUACAUAUAAAGGUUGAGUUUUUAUUAAACAGCUGCUUAAAUUAAGCAUUUAUUACAGGAAGUUAAAAAAAACUGAGCAUAAGAAAUGUGAAUCUCAAGGUAGAGUUUUUAACUUUCAUGGUGAUAAUAGUAUUUCAUGAAUUUGAAAUUCAUAGGCAAAGAAUCUCAAAAUGUGUGUGCUAAAUCUAACAAACCACAUUCUGAUAUUUCUGUUAUAUUUAUCAAUCUCCUUCUCAUAAACGUUCAGCUGAUUAAAACUUUUUAGUGUAAAAUGUAGCUAUUUUCCAUGCUCGUGGUACUUGUUAACGGUCAUUUGUAAAUUGUUACUAUAAUUAUGAUAAUGCAUAAUAAUUGCAGUUACUUAAGUCACUGUCAGCUACAGUAUAAAUUAAAACUCGUAGUGUAAACUGAGGUUAUUAUUCAUUGAAUGCACUUAGGUCACGCUUAAACAUUUGUUUGCUGAAAUUAUACCAUUUAAGCUUUUAUUAAGAAGAAUGUAGGUGUUAUAUAUGAAAGUUUCAUAUCUGAAAGCCCGUCCAUUAACGAAAGCACAUAUCAAAAGCUGCUUCUAGGUGUAACCCGUCAUAUCGUGAAGACCUCGCGUAGGAAAGGCAAUAUUUUAGGAGAUUUUUUUUCUGCUUGAUCAUCGUUUACCAUUGUUACUUAAUUAUUAAAGACCAUUUGUACUCUAUUGCUGUUUCUAGUGUUGUGAUAUUUUUUGCAUUCAAUUUUUUCGCUAUGCAAUUUCAGUUUUACAUGUUAAUCUACUUAAAUUGUUUGUUUUAAAUGCAGUCUUCCGUUAUUUUAUAGCGUUGUUAACAUUUUUUUUUUAAACUUUACAUUGUUGAAAUGUGGAAUCAUGAGAUUGGCUUAAAAUAUAUUCAUUGCCAGCCUAACAGGCAUAUCAGUAAAUGAAUCUUUAGUAAUAAAGAAGUUAUUAUAGUUAACUUUACAUGUCCGCAGAAAAUAAUUAAAUGCCUAGUAUUGGUGCUUUCCAGAUAGAGUGGGAAAUUGUCUUCCAAAUCAUUCAGAAACACGUUUUUUUUAUGUAGUAAAGCACCUGAAUUAUUCACAUCAUUGCAGUGGCUUAAAUAAAAGUUGUACUCAUGUGAUUCCAAACAAUGAGUAUCCUACUUAAAAUCUAUAAGAUUUAAGAUUGCCUUCAUUGAACAUCAAAAUGCGUUUUUGUGUUUUAAUUACAUAAAAUAUUUAAAUUUCUCUGAGUAAUCAGCUUGAACAUAAAUGUCAAAGACUUUAUCUUACUUUUUGUGUUAUAAUUGCAUUUGUUAAACUGAACACACUUAUUUUUAUUAUACGUAGAGUUAUUCACAUUUUGUAUGUUAUACAAAAUGUAGGUCAUGUGGUGACCAAAGGGAUUUCUUUGGCUUUGGGUUAAAAGACACUCACCAUAAUAAACAUCGAAGGCAAUAAGCAGAAAAAAAUAUUAUUAAAUGUAUUAAACCAUAACACAGCCACUGCAUUAAUGAAAUUAUAAGAAAUUUACUGUUUUGUUUGCAUCUAAUACUCUUAAUAAUACAAUUUUACUUGUUUAUAUUAAUGUUUUUGCAUAUAAAACAGAAUCGUCAUAUAUACAUAUAUACAGAGUAAUUUGAAAGGGUAUAUACCGUGUGUGUACAUUUUGUGUUGUUGAACUAUUGUAUGUUACCGUAUAUGUCAAACUAAGGGUAUAGUUACAAAGAGAUUACUGUAGUGCCUUAAUAACUCAAAAUUAACAGCAUGUUAAAAGUCACACUGCACUAACUCUGAUUGUGUGAGUAUACAUAAUUUUUUGUUUGAGUUUACUAACAUACUUAAACUUAUUUAUUCAUAAGCCCCAUGAACAAAAUGCAUACUUAACAAAAUUAACCUUUAAAGGGACUUGUUCACAUAUUUUAUGUUUGCAUUGUGCUUUUUUUUAAACUUUGUUAAAAAAAGGUUUUAAAAACUUCUUUGACAUAGGGUUAUUUUACUUACUAUGAAAAUUUUUUAAACAGCAACUGGCUAAUUAAACAGAAUUUAGUAAAUCCCAGCUUAAAAUGGUCCAUUCUUCAAUUGCCUUUAUAAAUUUUUUCGGAAAAAUAGGGCAUUUUUUAUCAAAUUUUUAAAUAUCAACAAUAUUGCUAUAUUAUGAACUGUUGAUGAAGUUUCAGGUCUUUUCUCCGUGAAAAUAAUCAGAUGUUAGAACCUAUAAAACAUGGACAAGUCCCUUUAACUUCGUUCUCCUAGUUAUCUGACAACUUAUUAUUUUGCUUCGUUGUGAAAAAUUCAUAUCAGCAUCUUUUGACAUUUAAAGUUAUUUAUGAUUUUUGGUUAAAACCAUUGACAGACGCAUUGAAUUAAUACAGUGAAUUCAAAUUUAUUCAGAAAUUAUAAAUAUUUUGUAACAUAAGAAACUCUUUAAUUCAUUUUGCGAGAACUGAAGAACUUGGUUGAAAACAUUAGAAUGUUGUGCUGUGUAUAAAAGCAGUUCCGAGUGAAUCUCAUUUUAAAACAAGUUAUUACUCAAUUUAAGUUUUGAUAUUUCAUAUUUUGUUGCUUUAUGUUUUCAUUAUUAUACAUACUUAUGAAUACUUAUAUACAGUAGUUGGUCAAUUAUUGGAACAAGGGAGUGACCUGAUGUAUAGUCUUUUCUAUAUAUAUAUUUGUCAUAAAAACAGCAAUAAAGAAUUAUCAUUGCUAACUACUAGUUUUCCUUUCUUACUAACUUGAUACCAUAUUAACAUUGUACAACCCCUUGUGACAGUUUGAAUUUGCUUAAAAUACUCACAACAGUAUUAAUUUCAGAUUUGAAAUCCGUACUGACUUUAGGGGUGCAGACGCUUUAGAAUUUUACAACCACUGCAUGACUAUGACAAAACCAAUAACCCGCUUUGUGUAGAUAUGCAACUGCAAACACUAGAAUCAGUAUGUAUCUGAUUUAUGUUGCCGCAAUAUUGUGAUUGUUCGGGGUCUUACAGGGGCAGUGUUCAUUCAUGUACUUCAGUCUUAUAGUGGCUCGCUUGUGUUAAUAACUGAAUAUUUAACUUGACAAUCAGAUCAUGAACACUGUCCUCUGCAGAACUCUUUGUAACCAUGACGUGAAGCACCUGUUGUUUAUCCCCCACACAUGUGACACAAACCUAAUCAUUCUUCAGUUUUGGAGGUAGAAGGGAGACAACUCUAACAGGUAACUAAUUUGACACAAACUCCAUAACCAGCACUCUUGCUAACACUGAAGUGAUCUUGUUUCAUCCCUUAACUAACUUGAUCCUAAACAAGGCCAUUUUCAGCUUAGUCGUUGGUGUUGAAGUGAGGAAUAAAAAUGGCACUGAUGCAUUUAAUUUACAACCAUUGCAAAAAUGCAACGCUCUUCAGGGAUUUGAAUCUCUUGUGAUGAAUUGAUGCGUUUUUAAGGUUGACAUGGUGAAAUUUAUUUUGUACAGAUUUUUUUUUAAACAUCAGAAUCAACUAAAAAAUUAAAAAGAAUGCAAAAACAAUCAUGUUAAAUAACACAGGGUCUAUUAUUUUUUACUUUGUCUUUCAGUUAGCAUAAUUAGCCACCAUGACCUGACUAACAAAGGCAUAAUUCUGCAUGCGCUAUAGAUUUUGAAAUUCUUAUUUUGCUCAACUCUGCUCAACUAUAUAGACUAGAGUCUUUAAUGUUUUAUGUUAUACAUCUAACAUCAUUUUGUACCUUUUCUACAAAAUCUUUGUCAACAAAUGGCCAAAGCAUUACUAAUCUUCCAUGACAGUUAUAUAUUUCUCUUGUUAUAAAUGUUUUUGUUGCGUAGUUUUCAUUCAAGUGCUCAUUUAUUACAUGCAUUUAAGGUGCAUUUGUUUCCUCGUCGUUCUGACAAAUGCGAACCUGUCAGUAAUGCAGGCAGUGACAGUGUAUGGCCCUUGAAGCAAUGAUACAAUUAUAAUCUUCAUAUUACUCGACACUGUCAUCUAAAGUGAAGCGAAAAGUAUUUAAAUAAAUCGUUAUAACACUAGGUUUAACUUUUUUGUUGGCAAUUUUACGACCAUAUGUUUAGGGUCAAUAUUGUGUCGUGAAACAUGAGAUCAUUUUUAAAUGUUUUAUUUCAGAUACUCUGAGCUGUUUUGCCUGCAUUUCUAAGUCAUACAUUUUUCAUGGUUAUUUCCUUUGUAAAUAUUUUGUCUGAUAUUUAAUGAAUUGCAUUUACAUACAUAUAUAUUACCGAAUGUGCCUUUACAGUUUUAAUGGCCAAAUAUUUCUAUUGUGAAGAUGGACGAUUAUUUGAAAACUUAACAUGCAAUGCGGUUGUUGAUAAAAUAUAAAACUGCAAUGGCUAUUAAAAUCUGAGGAUUUGGGACAAAAAGUGGUCAGCGCUCGCUUACAUCGAAGAUGAGUUUGAGUUUUAUUAGCUCUCAUAUUUCAGGCAAUAGAAUGCAUGAUACAAUAUGCAUUCUUUCAAAAUGUGUGCCUUCAAAUUGUUUCGGAUAUAUUACAAUCUUGCCCAGGCAUCUGUGAAAGAUACCAUAUGAAGAUUAUUCAUCAGAAUCUCCACAUUUUAUAAGCAUUUAUUGUUAUAUGGAAUAUUCAGUGUUCAUUACACUGUGAAGAAUGUACUUUUUCAGAUUUUGCAUAAAAGAUGUAUUGUCA